Cyclocybe aegerita is the source of this 510-nucleotide messenger RNA. The record is from the annotation of a GenBank genome assembly. NCBI's taxonomy places the organism in Eukaryota, Fungi, Basidiomycota, Agaricomycetes, Agaricales, Hemipholiotaceae.
AUGGCUCUCCAACCUCCUUCUCCCUCCUCGUCGUACCAUAAAAUCCCUAUGCCAACUCUUCAAUACCUCGACGUACCAUUAUAUGGUGGAGCGCGGGUUUACUCCGCGUUCGGGACCUCGCAUGAGCAGGUUCUCUAUCCCCGCAAAGAUGCUCGUUUGGUCAGAUCACGUCCGCGGAAGCCUGUGAGGGUCGUAUUGAGAGUGCCAACUCCCCCGAGGAAGAAAAUCCAAUGGCCGGACGCACACAACGUCAAAGAAGUAGCGGCCUUCUGCGCGAACGAGCUCGACAUGAUCGUGAACGGCCGCCCUGUAGACGCAGCGGAGAAUGACCCCAUGGCUACUAAAGCCAACGAAACCGAGGCUGCCACCGAUAAUACUACCAUCCCAAAGACCGCUCACUUGACUCGGACUGAGGCGCCCACCAAUUGCUGCAUGCCAUCAUUGCAACUUCCAUCUCGUAUCCCCCGCCUAUCCACUUCACACAUCGGGAGGGGAACCAAAGACGCCUGA